AUGGUGGGCCAGCUGAUCGCCGGCCGCACGAUCCAGGGCUUGGGCUCAGGGGGGAUUUUAAUCCUGGUGGACUUGGUUGUCUUUGACCUUGUACCGCAACGGGAACGCGGCAAGUAUCUGGGGAUCGUGCUGUCGUUGGCUACGGUAGGAGCUGUGCUGGGCCCCGUCCUCGGUGGCGUAUUGGCCCAAGCCAAUUGGCGAUGGGUUUUCUAUCUGAAAAUACCUCUAACCGGCCCAGUCCUGUUGUCUAUGCUCAUCUUCCUGCAGCUCAACGACUACAUGCGUCUCUACGGCGCGUUGACUGGCCUAGUGGGGUUGGUGCUGGCCUUCAACGCCGCUCUCCUCAUGCAGUGGACGCUGUACAUCCUCCCGGUCAACUUCCAGGGGGUGCAGCACAAAAGCCCGCUGACCUCCGGGAUCGACCUGCUACCCUACAGCGCCUUUCUGAGCUGAAAGCGGCACCAAGUUGAGCUGAAAGCGGAAAGGGAAAGUGAUCUGAUUUCUGCAGGAAUCCUGUUCGAUAUCCCAUUUGUUGAUUCAGAAUAAUGAGUAUGGAAACUCUUAGCAAUUAUCUCAAUUACUGCCCCGCCACGGGAAGAUACUCAAAAGCUUGCAGUGCGAGAGUC
This is a messenger RNA of Aspergillus homomorphus CBS 101889, 626 nucleotides long. Its product is annotated as MFS general substrate transporter. NCBI's taxonomy places the organism in Eukaryota, Fungi, Ascomycota, Eurotiomycetes, Eurotiales, Aspergillaceae. Gene Ontology annotation, molecular function: transmembrane transporter activity. The transcript has 3 exons. Gene Ontology annotation, biological process: transmembrane transport. The coding region runs from base 1 to 453 and encodes 150 amino acids. The record is from RefSeq and is a predicted model, not a curated record.